AAAGCUAUAGUAUGGUGUACUGCUAUUGGUCACAUGAUUGCCGUGAUUGGUUGUGUGGUUGACAUGUGAUUCACUUUGUUGCAUCCUUCGGUAGUAUGCGUUUAACUUCAAUUACAGAUGGCGCUUUUACAAAGUGCAUAGUCGCUUACUCGUAUGUUAGAAUCGCUAUCAAGUUAUAACCUAUCAUAUUGUUGACAAUAGAUUGUCAACAAAAUGUCUAUAUUUUAAAAUAAUCUUAUAAUUAUGUUUAACUGUGACAGCUAACCCAUUGUAUCAAAUAUAUUGUCUUGUGUGUAUAUUGCACAAAAAUUGAAGAUUCCCCGCAUGAUCACAUCCCACGAUCGAAAGUGCAUUAAAACACUUUCGAUGGUAGUGGCUAAUAUUUGGAUGAAUAUGAAUGUUAUAUGACACAAUACUUAAUUGAAUUAAAAGAUUAGAAAUUAAGAUUCUUAAAUAAAGAGAAAUACAAAUUCAAAAUGUUAAACCGAUUUAAAUCAGUAUUGAUGAAUGCUGUAGGAGUAAGUGAUCUUGACUUACAGUAUCCAAAUGAAUCGAACAAUGAUAUGAUGAUAGAUUAUGUCAAUUCUAAUUUUGCAAUAGAAGUAGAAAAUAAACCUUAUAGUCGACCUAGUUUCCUAGGACUUACCGCCGAAGAAACACAGGUCAGUGCUGACCAUAGAGUAAGACCUAUAAUAGUCCCAAGGGAUUUAAGCCGAUUACCAUGGUGCGCUGGCUAUGCCGAAUGUAUAAAUGCUGGAAAAAGUGUUUGGAACGAGGAUCAAGCAUCUGCAACCAGAGGAGACCUAAAAUUAACUGAUCUGAAUGUUUCGUUGCCUUAUGUUAUGUUUUCUAUGUUUGACGGUCAUGCUGGAUAUCAAGUAGCACUUACCGCAAGAUUACAUUUACACAGAAUAAUCCUUGAAAGGCUGAUCGCUAUACCGAGUACUGUAUUAUUAAAUGAAGAUGAAGAAGAAUUUAUAAAAGGUAAAGAUUUAGUUACAGGUGCUAUUGAAUUAGCUUACAGACAAAUGGACCAAAUGGUAGAAGCUCAAGCUCAAAAUGGUGGUGGAGGCUGUACAGCUAUUACUAUUUUAUUUCUUAAUGGUAGAUUAUAUGCAGCUGGUGCGGGUGAUUCUAGAGCAGUGCUUGUAUUAGGAGAUAGUCAACGUGCUCUUACUAGAGAUCAUACUCCUGAUUCUGAAUCCAAUCGCGUAAGAGCCUUAGGACUUUUAAGAAGUCACGAAUUACUAAAAGGUCACUUUACACCAUUAGAAUUCAAGAGAAGGCCAUUACAGAAAGAAUUGGGAACUAUGGUCCUAUAUAGAGAACCUUACAUGACUGGUUGGGCAUAUAAAACGUUAUCGCAUCCUGAUUUAAAGUUACCUCUUAUUUCUGGACAUGGAAAACGAAGUAGAGUAAUGGGUACUAUAGGAGUAACAAGAGGUUUUGGUGAUCAUGGCUUAAAAGCAGCCAAUACAGGUGUCAGUAUCAAACCGUUUUUAUCCUCUCAGCCUGAAAUACAAUCCUUAAAAUUGGAGGAUUGCAAUCUUACAGAACGAGAUUGCAUAAUCAUUGCUACCGAUGGAUUAUGGGAUGUUGUUUCUGACAAAACGGCAGCUACUAUUCUUAGAAAAACACUUGCACCAGAUACACCUUCUUUAGAAUAUAGGCUUACUAUGGGUGCUCAAGAAUUAGUACAAGCUGCUAGAGGUCGGUUAAUGGGAAGAACAUGGGUAGGAAAAUCAGAAAAUACUAAUGAAAACGAAGAUAAACUCUCUCUAAUGGCUUCGGUUGACGAUAUAAGUGUAAUGGUGGUACCAUUGUAUCCAUAUCUUUGCGAACAUAGACAAUGGUUAAAGUCAAUUCAGCAGGAAAGAAAGUAUUCUACUGAUUCCUCACACAUAUCUAUCAAUAAUUCGAUACAAUAAUCACUAUUAACUGAGUUAUUAAAAGUGUGCAUAAGAACAUUAGUUUCUCUUAGAGAGAGAAAGAAAGAGAGAGAGAG
Messenger RNA from Polistes dominula (European paper wasp), 2005 nucleotides. Its product is annotated as protein phosphatase 1H. Gene Ontology annotation, cellular component: mitochondrion. The record is from RefSeq and is a predicted model, not a curated record. Gene Ontology annotation, molecular function: cation binding; [pyruvate dehydrogenase (acetyl-transferring)]-phosphatase activity. NCBI's taxonomy places the organism in Eukaryota, Metazoa, Arthropoda, Insecta, Hymenoptera, Vespidae. Gene Ontology annotation, biological process: protein dephosphorylation.